This is a messenger RNA of Staurois parvus, 562 nucleotides long. Lineage: Eukaryota; Metazoa; Chordata; Amphibia; Anura; Ranidae. The record is from the annotation of a GenBank genome assembly.
UGUAAAGUGGCCGGACCUUACCUGUUCCUCGCUCCUGCACUGCAGUCUUCCCGCGGCGGCUUCUGUACUAUGUCCGCAGUCUCUGGUCAUUCCCUGUACUGUGCCCGCAGUCUCUGGGUCAUUCCCUGUACUGUGUCCGCAGUCUCUGGUCAUUCACUGUACUGUGUCUGCAGUCUCUGGUCAUCUCCUGUAUUGUGUCCGCAGUCUCUGGUUAUCCCCUGUACUGUGUCCGCAGUCUCUGGUCAUCUCCUGUACUGUGCCCGCAGUCUCUGGUCAUUCCCUGUACUGUGUCCGCAGUCUCUGGUCAUCUCCUGUACUGUGUCCGCAGUCUCUGGUCAUCUCCUGUACUGUGUCCACAGGCUCUGGUCAUCUCCUGUACUGUGACCGCAGUCUCUGGUCAUCUCCUGUACUGUGUCCACAGUCUCUGGUCAUCUCCUGUACUGUGUCCGCAGACUCUGGUCAUCUCCUGUACUGUGUCCGCAGUCUCUGGUCAUCCCCUGUACUGAGUCCACAGGCUCUGGUCCUCUCCUGUACUGUGUCCGCAGUCUGUGGUUAUCUCCUG